AUGGCCAAGAACAAAUUAAGAGGCCAAAAGUCGGGAAAUGUAUUUCACAGAGCCAGCCAAAAAAAAAACUUUAAAUCCCAAAACAAAGCAAAACCAGUCACCACUCAUCUUAAAAAGAUAAAUAUCUUAAAUGCUGAAAAAGUUCGUAGAAUGAAUAAUGCUUUUAUAAACAUUCAGAAGGAACUUGCAGACUUCUCAAAAAGGCUUACUCUUGAACUGCUGCAGAAAGAGUUGAAUAAUCAGCAGCAUCAUGAAAAAGAACCUUAA
Fukomys damarensis (Damara mole-rat) is the source of this 267-nucleotide messenger RNA. RefSeq names its product ribosomal biogenesis factor-like. Gene Ontology annotation, biological process: ribosome biogenesis. The coding region runs from base 1 to 267 and encodes 88 amino acids. Gene Ontology annotation, cellular component: nucleolus. The record is from RefSeq and is a predicted model, not a curated record. NCBI's taxonomy places the organism in Eukaryota, Metazoa, Chordata, Mammalia, Rodentia, Bathyergidae. The transcript has a single exon.